AUGAAAUCCAAACACAAGAGCCUAUCUCCACUCACGAAUGUUGUCCGAAAACCACAGGUUACUCAUCAAGGACUUCUAUUUCGUGAGAUUCCUACCCCUGCUUCACCAUCUUCAAAGAAACGAAGGGCAACUGAUAUGGCUAAACACAUUUCUAAGAAGAAGAAGAAGAAAAGCAAAAUGAUCAUCUCUUCUGAGUCUACUACUGAUGAAGAUGAAACAAUUCCAGAAACUCCAGAAGUUGAUCUUCACAAACAAUCUUCUACUCCUGCACAAACAGAUGUUAUACCACCCGAAGAUUCAGUUGCCAAGUCAGUUUCUGAGGAGGCACGAAAUCCUGACAUUCUUGUAAACGAUGUUAUCUCAGAAAUUGUUGUUUCUUUUCCUCCACAACUCACACCUAUCGUUCCUACUACUUCCACCACUGAUUCUCCUACCUUCGAAAACAUUAUCAAACAACCAAUUACAUCUCUUUUUUCUUCACAAUCCACUUAUCCACCAACAACAACUUCACCAAUUCAAGAUUCUAAUUUUAAGGACACUGGGCAUGAAUCAAAAGGUUUUGGAGGGAUGUUUGAAAAUUUGGAGUUUGAUGAAGAAGAAACUGUUUUGCCAGAUCACAUGCUAAUGACCAUGAAGCAGUUCAAGAUUUUGAAUACAAAGCUCAACCCUAUUCUUUAA
Lactuca saligna is the source of this 678-nucleotide messenger RNA. Lineage: Eukaryota; Viridiplantae; Streptophyta; Magnoliopsida; Asterales; Asteraceae. The record is from the annotation of a GenBank genome assembly.